GAGUGCGAGACCUUUGAGAAGUGCUGCCCCAAUGUCUGUGGAACCAAGAGCUGUGUGGCUGCUCGGUACAUGGACAUCAAGGGGAAAAAGGGGCCUGUGGGGAUGCCCAAAGAGGCAACCUGUGACCGCUUCAUGUGCAUCCAGCAAGGCUCAGAGUGCGACAUCUGGGACGGGCAGCCCGUCUGCAAGUGCAAGGACAGAUGUGAGAAAGAACCAAGCUUUACCUGUGCCUCUGAUGGACUCACCUACUACAACAAGUGCUACAUGGAUGCAGAGGCCUGCAUCAAAGGCAUUACACUCAACGUGGUCACCUGUAGGUACCAUCUCACCUGGCCAAACACCAGCCCUAUCCCCCCAGAAACAACAGCUCGCCCUACCACUGCCUAUUCCGAGACAACAGUCAUUGAUAUCCUGCCACCUGCACUGGUGAACAACCCCGUCCAUCAGUCCGUCUACGUGGGAGAGACCGUCAGCUUCCUCUGCGACGUUUCAGGGAGACCCAAGCCAGAAAUCACAUGGGAGAAGCAGGUCGAUGGGAAGGACAAAGUCAUCAUGAAGCCAAACCACGUCAGAGGGAAUGUCGUGGUCACCAACAUUGCCCAGCUGGUCAUCUACAAUACGCAGCUGCAGGAUGCAGGAAUCUACACCUGCACUGCCCAGAACACUGGUGGCCUCCUCCGGGCAGAUUUCCCUUUGUCAGUCAUCAGAGGAGAGCCCACAUCCAAGGAAACUUCCCAGAACAAAACACAUUUUCCAACCGAUGAGUGCCUGAAGCAGCCCGACAGCGAAGACUGUGGGGAAGAGCAGACCAGGUGGUACUAUGAUGCCAAGAAAAACAACUGCUUUACUUUCAUCUAUGGGAACUGCAACAGCAAUCUCAACCACUUUGAGACCUAUGAGAGUUGCAUGCUAACAUGCAUGAACGGCCCCAUCAACAUCUGCAACCUGCCUGCCCUUCAAGGCCACUGCAAGGCCUACGAGCCUAGGUGGGCCUACAACAGCUUGACAAAGCAGUGCCAGUCCUUUAUCUAUGGCGGGUGUGGAGGCAAUGAGAAUAACUUUGAGAGCCGGGAGGCCUGCGAGGAGAUGUGCCCCUUUCCGAAGAAUACUCACUGCAAGGCCUGCAAGCCCCGCCAGAAGCUGGUGACCAGCUUCUGCAAAAGUGACUUUGUCAUCCUGGGCCGCAUCACGGAGCUGACUGAAGACCAAGACUCAGGACACGCCCUGGUGACAGUGGAGGAGAUUCUCAAGGAUGACAAAAUGGGAUUAAAAUUCCUGGGGAAGGAACCACUAGAAAUCACGCUUUUGAACAUGGACUGGAGCUGCCCAUGUCCCAACAUGACCACAGUGGAUGGCCAGCUCAUCAUCAUGGGGGAUGUCCACAAUGGCAUGGCCAUCCUGCAGCCAGACAGCUUUGUGGGCACCUCCAGCAUCCGGCGCGUGCGCAAGCUCCGCGAAGUCAUCCACAAGAAAACCUGUGAGCUUUUGAAAGAGUUCCUGGGAUUGCAUUAACCUCCCUCACAUGUGUGAGCUGCCCUGAUCCAUUAGUAGGGCUAACAAGUGCUAGGCUAGUGCCAAACUAAACACACUGUUUGAAGAUACCCUGUAGGAAUUAUGUGGAACCCCUAUUUUAAUCCAUUAAUGAUGCUUAGCAACAACAUAGUUUGGUCUUUGGCAGGCAUGUAAACCAGCAGCAAAAGGCCAUUAAUCUUGCAUUGAAAUCAGUUUCUCCAUAUAGGAGUGCUAUUUAGGUGACUCACUUAAUUACAAAAUUUUUAUCUAGCUUCCAUCAUAAAUGACAGAAUUCAUAGCAUUUGUUUGGCUACACAGCUAAGAAAUAUAUAAUGUCAAUUUAAUCUGUCUCAGUUUCAGUCUGAUUUGUCGUUGUAAGUAACAUGCUUGGCUUCUUACAGCAGCACUAAUAUUUCAAGAGAAAAGUCUGUAAAUUAUUGUCUCUACUUACAAUUGUGCACAUUUAACCAACCUAUGCAUGAGUUUUCUUUCUUUUAAUUGCAAUUUUCCUUUUUUUUCCUUUUAAAAACCUCAUUUUUAAAUUACAACUACUACCUAUAUUGCAAUCCUUACUGAAGGACAAACUCCCUUGAUCCUAUGCCCAGGACAACAGGUCCCUGUAGAAGCUCAAGGCACAAUCUCACCCUGAAAUGACAUUUCUGUCACCAGAACAAGGUCAGCAAACACCCUCGUCCCUAUUUAAGUUUCAAUCAAUAUAUUGUCUAUCACAAAAAAUCCAAGCCAAGUCAGCAGUGUGCUGCCAGCUGUCUUGCUUUU
This is a messenger RNA of Zonotrichia albicollis (white-throated sparrow), 2289 nucleotides long. It is a transcript of the gene WFIKKN2, whose product is annotated as WAP, follistatin/kazal, immunoglobulin, kunitz and netrin domain containing 2. Gene Ontology annotation, cellular component: extracellular region. Gene Ontology annotation, biological process: transforming growth factor beta receptor signaling pathway. The record is from RefSeq and is a predicted model, not a curated record. Gene Ontology annotation, molecular function: transforming growth factor beta binding; receptor antagonist activity; serine-type endopeptidase inhibitor activity. NCBI's taxonomy places the organism in Eukaryota, Metazoa, Chordata, Aves, Passeriformes, Passerellidae.